Labeo rohita (rohu) is the source of this 607-nucleotide messenger RNA. RefSeq names its product NDUFA4 mitochondrial complex associated a (gene coxfa4a). NCBI's taxonomy places the organism in Eukaryota, Metazoa, Chordata, Actinopteri, Cypriniformes, Cyprinidae. The record is from RefSeq and is a predicted model, not a curated record. The transcript has 4 exons. The coding region runs from base 127 to 375 and encodes 82 amino acids.
CCCCCGCGGACUGUGUCCUAUUCUCUCAGUACUGGAGCGGUCUUGCUAAAGCUCGCAAACGAGCCACGCUUAAUCCAUUUCUUUUUGUACGUUUUUGGGAGAUUUUAUAACAUCUCAACAAUCGCAAUGCUGGGCACAGUCAGCCGGCAACUCAGAAGCCACCCUGCCUUGAUCCCACUGUUUAUUUUCAUUGGCGGUGGAUGCACCAUGUCUCUGACAUAUCUGGCUCGCCUGGCCUUGCGUAACCCAGAUGUCUGUUGGGACAAAACAAACAACCCAGAGCCCUGGAAUAAACUGGGGCCCAAUGAACAGUACAAGUUCUUCUCCGUGAACAUGGACUACAGCAAGCUGAGGAAGGACCGUCCUGACUUCUAAACGUGUCCAGGGAAUUCAGUCGCCCAGUGCUGGACCAGAGGGUUAAAAACAAACUAAAGAACAAGAAGACGUCUACACCCUUGUCCUUAACAGCGCUUGUUCCUAAUUUAUGCAAAGAGACUAAAUUGCACUAUCUUGUCUUUGCCUUUCUGGAUGCCUUUGUAUUUUCUCUCAAUUCUUUGUAGACUGAAACGAUUAAUAAAGGGUCGCUUCCACAUACAGUGAAAAAACA